Sebastes umbrosus (honeycomb rockfish) is the source of this 5928-nucleotide messenger RNA. RefSeq lists its product as uncharacterized. The record is from RefSeq and is a predicted model, not a curated record. Gene Ontology annotation, molecular function: protein binding. Lineage: Eukaryota; Metazoa; Chordata; Actinopteri; Perciformes; Sebastidae. The transcript has 32 exons. Bases 74 to 5818 code for a protein of 1914 amino acids.
CCGGAAGUUGGGCCUUUCAUUACUUCCUGUUUGACAGACGGCUGUAGUCUCAUAUCAGUCUGGAGGUGAAGGGAUGUGGACCUAUAACAGAGACGGGCUUUUUCUAAAAAAGAAGAGGAAAGAGGACAGAGAGGCUGUAACACUUCCAGCUAUAAACAAUGGCCCAACUUCACUUUGUCAGAGGACAAACAGGAAGGGGCAUUACACCAAACUGACAGAGGAAUCCAAUAUUACAAAUCACCUCAGAUAUCAGCUACAGCUGCAGCAAACAGGAAAAAACCCAAAGGAUCCUCACUUAGAGGACAGGACAACUGACAUACUGCACCAAGGCCAUUUUUUCAAGGUUAAGGCUGCCAAGGCCUUAUUAAACCUACAUGAAUAUGGGAGAACAAUUGAGGACUCAACAAAGUUACUAAGGAGCAUAGAGGCACUAGUCGGAGAAGAUGAGGAUGAAGAUGGUAUCAAGGAGGACAGAGAGACGGACAGUGGGACUCAUUUGUCUGUUAGGUCAAACAAAGACGAUGUGGACAAAAGAAGUGACAACAAACUCCCAGCGACAAAUGUGUGGCGCGGUACGACGGCCAAUGAGGUUCAGAGAAAGGAGGAGGAUUCUUCAUUGGCUGUUGAAGAGAAGAGAUUCAUGGUCUACAUAUGUGGUGGAUACAAAGACACGGUUGCAGAGAGAAGUGCGCUCAUGGAGAACGUCUAUCCCAGACUGUAUCUGUACUGUAAGCAGAGAGGCUACGACUUCAGGAUGAUCGACCUCCGCUGGGGGGUCGGAACGCCUGUUGCUGAACGCCACGACACCGUAGAGCUGCACGUGGAGAAUCUGCAGCGAUGUCAGGAAACCCGGGGUCCAAACUUUAUUUUGUUUGUUGGACAGAAGCACGAGGUCCGGAGCCUUCCCCCCACCAUCACCAGAGAGGCCUAUGAGGCCAUAGUGAGAGUGGUGGCGAGAGACCAACAGCAGGCGUCCAAAAACAAACCAGUGGAGGACUUCCCUGCCUCAGGCUCCCGGUCCAGCAUCACUGCAAACAGCAGUUUCAUCCAACACUCCAUUUAUGGGAAUUAUCUGAAUUUCGGAGAACAGGCUACCAUCUCAGGACUGCUGAGCCAGAGCUCCCACAGCUCAUUUUCAGGAGGAGAGGAGGCCAGACUCAGCCCUGUGGGUGCAAGGAGCCCGGACCUAACUUUACUCCAGAUGUACUACAAGCUGGACGAGAAUUGCCUUCCUCCUGUCUACCGCUUACUUCCCAUCAGCUCUCACCAUCCUGACAUGUUGAGCAUGGACAGAGAGCACAGGAGGCAGGCCAUGAAGGACUGGAGCGCUACCUGCUGCAGACUGUGGGGGAUUCUACAACGCAGCACGGUUGAGGCACUUGGGCAAGAGGCGGCAUCACUGUUACUCAGAACCGUUCUUGACUGGGAGGUAGAGACAGGUCUGCAGUCUGUAGACGAGGCUCCCCCAGAGGAGCACUGCCACUGCUAUAAGAGACUCAUCCCAGACCUGCACUACAACCUGAAGCACGAACAUGCAGCGCAGUACGCCGACCUCCUGAAGGGACGGGCUCAGCUCGAUCCAGUACUCAGCACAGCACACCGGCAAUUUAUGGACCGGCUCCAUGAAAAGCUGCGCUACACCAACAUCUAUGAGCGUAACGUGGGAUGGGGACGGAAAGGCCUGAACUCCAAACACAAUCGCUCCCAGCAGUUCUACACCGAGCGCAUCUCCUCCCACUUUCAAAGGACAGUCAUCAACUCCCUCAACAAAGUAAUGAAGGUCACCAAAACUCCAGGCCCUUAUGACACAAUGAGGAGAGAAGCUGUCAGAGUGCAGAUACAGGAGGAGAUACAGCGUCACGUUAACUAUGGACUCCAUCUGGUGAAGGGCUGUACGUUGAGGCGGGCUUUCCUAGCUGAUGUGAAGAAGGCAGUGGAGCAGUCAAAAACCAGACCCAUCCUCCUGCUUGGACCACCAGGCUGGGGAAAGAGCGCCACCAUGGCUGCAGUAGCACAGCUAGCGCCCUCCUGGCUACCUGGAGCUGUGAAGAUAUUGGUGCACUUCGUUGGAUUCAAUGGAGAGAGCAGGAAUAUUCGUCUGGUCCUGCAGAGUCUUUGUGUCCAGCUGGUUGAAGCCUACUGUCCCCACACACAGCUGUCAGAGGGUCUCCCUCAGCUGAUCAAUGAGUUCUACUCUCUGUUGGACCUGGUGGGAGCAGAGAGACACCUGAUGGUCCUGCUGGACGGGUUAGAUGAGCUGUCUGAGGAACAUGGUGCAGACCUCUCCUGGAUCUCAACCCCUCUACCUCCAAACGUCCACCUCGUCCUGUCUGCGACCACUGACUCCCCCUGCGCUCACUCUCUGCAGUCAGCCCACCCCACAGUCCUGUCCCUCCCUCCACUCAGUCCUGAUGACAUCACAGCAGCAUUAGAGGCCAAGCUGCGGACCGACCAGCGAUGUCUGCAGGAGCAGCAGUGGCAGCUGCUAGUCCGGGCUUGUCUCUCCUGUCCCUGGCCUCUGUACCUGGAAGCAGUUUACUCUGAGAGCAAGCUCUGGACCUCCUACUCCCCCCAGGCCAGCCUCAGCCUUCCAGCUAGCCUGGAGGGCUUCUACCUCGGCGUGCUGGCUCGCCUGGAGAAAGAGCUGGGGAGGCAGCUGGUGAGACGGGCUGCAUCUCUGAUAUCCAUCUCACGUUGGGGUGUCACUGAAGAGGAGUUACUGGACCUGCUGGCCCAAGAUGGGAAGGUGCUCCAGGAAGUGACCUCAUGUCACUCCUCUUCCAGCCGCCGCAGGAUACCUUAUGUCUCGUGGGCUCGACUGAAGCGUGACCUCGGUCGUCAUCUAACGGAGGUCAGGACAGAUGGGACAUGGGUGUACCGCUGGACUCAUUCUGAGCUGAGCCGUGUUUGCAUUAAGCGCUAUUUAAAAACAGAUGACUCUCGCAUGGCUGUGCACGCAGACUAUGCCGACUACUACAGAGACAAGUCGCAACACUCUCACAUAUUUCAGCCGCUGGCGUGGACACUGGAUGAGGAGGAGGAUGGUGACGGCAUGACUAAAAGUUACAGAUUUAAUCUGAGGAAGCUUCACGGGUUACCCUAUCACCUGAUCCGCUCAGGCCAAAUCCUGCCUUUCCUGUCUGAAUGCAUUUUCAACUAUGAGUUCCUGCUACAUAAGGCCUGGGGUCUGUCUGUCCUGGACAUCGAGGAGGACCUGAAGAAGGCUGUGCUGCCAGACAAGGUGCUGGUGGAUGUGGAGGUGCUGUCAGGUGCUCUGGAGCUGUCCAGAGCGGUGCUGCUGCAGGACCCCUGUCAGCUGGCCUCCCAGCUUACGGGUCGACUGGGACAAAUGGUUAUGGAGGACCGUCCUGUUGCUAAAGGUGACCCGCUGAAGUUCAGCUACCUCCAUGCUCUACUGGCUCAGUGUACCCAGUCCUCCCUGCCUGUGCUGCUGCCCUCCUCCACCUGCUUGCUGCCCCCAGGAGGCCUCCAACACACCCUGCUGGCAGGUCAUUUGACCAAUGUGACUGCCCUGGGAGCGGGGCAGAGUGGACCCUUGGGUGUCACCAGUGAAUCAGAUGGUAGCCUCAGGUUUUGGGAUCUGGAACAGAGGCGGAUCAUCAGGAGCCUGGACCCGGCGGGGGGAGUUGUGGGAGAUUCAAUCACCCUGGGUCUGGAUGACAGGAUGCUUAUAGUCCGCAUGGGACAAAGUCUGCAGGUGAGAGAGGUUGAAUCCGGGCGAGUUGUGUAUUCAGAGAGCGACUCAGUGGACGUUCCCAUAGUCACCACGACUAGUGAAGGACAGCUGCUGGUGGUCUUCUAUGAUGGAAGUCAUCUAGUCAAGGUUUUUGACCUGGCGUCUUCCUGCUCUCUGCUGCACUGUGCUAACAUUUCCAUGGAGCAUGAGGCCAUCCAUAAAGACCGCUCCAUUCUGCUGUCCAACAACUCCAUCAGAGACUACGUCCUCUUUGCCUACAGGUCUGGUGGUGAGGCAGCAGUGUUCAGUGCCAGAGGGGGCGCUGUGCUGUCUGUCCUAUCUGCUCAGCAUGAUGGUGCCUCCAUACAAGCUGUAGACAUGACUGAAGACUACCUGCUGCUCUUCUGCAGGUAUCCACACAAGAGUGGCAGUGAAAUCAUCCACAUCCAGCUCUUCAGCACCGUGUCCUUCCUCUACCUGCGCUCCAUACUGGGCUGCGGCCAGGACUGCAUCUCCCAGGUCACUGUCAACCGGGAGGGGACUCACGCCGUGGCCUUUUGCCCCUCCCCUCGGACAGGCAUCACCGAGCUGGUCACAUGGAACCUGGAGACGGAGGACCACAAACACAUCACUCGCUUCCCCGCAGUGCUGACCAAAGGCCUGUGUUUUGAUCUGCGCUUCUGCCUGGGGAUCUGCAGCGGAGAGAAGUACCUUCGCCUGUGGGAUCUGACCUCCAGGAUCAGUGACCAGGCUCUGACGUAUAACAUCCAUAAGCCCAGGAGUGAGGGCACAGAGGAGGUCAUCCCUAUGGGGGAAACCCCGAGGUACGCCGUGUGCCGCUCCGUCAGAGCUGGGACGGUGUACGUGUGGAACUUGGCCAGACGGCGCUUCGCCUGCCGACCAGUCAGAGCGGAGCACGGCCUCUGCAGCAGCACCGACGUGGUGCUCGCGCAUGACUUCAAACUUUACAUCUUGACAGACAAGAGCACCAACAGCAGCAGCAUGGACGCCCCUGCAUGUUCAUUCAAGACUCUUCUGGUGUAUGAUUUGAUUAAGCGGAGCUAUGUGAGGAGACAGACUGGGAUCACAGUCAUUUCCUGUCCUCAGCACGAGUACCGUCUCCUGGAGGAUGGACGGACUCUUCUGGGCCUAUCAGAGACCAGAGCUCAUCUGGUCCUUUGGGAUCUGGACUCUGGCUCUGUCAAACAUGAGAUCAAACCGUCCCUCGGAGAGUCGCUGCUGUGCAGCAGCAGCAGCACUGUCCGCGACCUGCAGUCUGAUGAGACGCCACGCAGAGAGACACCAUUGAUGCCGUGGGACAUUCGAACAGAGAGCCGGUCUGCAAAGAAGAGGAGGCUGCAGAGAGAGGCCCGGAGGGAGAGAGAGGAGAAAAGGAGGCUGGACGGAGAGAAAUACAACUCUAUUGACCAGUACCUCCUCAGUGGAGAUCAACAGGUGGUGGUGUGCUCCUAUUUUGCUCAGCACCUCAGUGUCUUCAGCAUGGUUUCACAGGAGCACCUCCACACCCUGGAGGAUGAAACAUCCCUGCCGAGCCUCCACACUGCAGCCGUCACCUUCACCGGCAGUCACCUGGUGCUGAGUGGCUACAACCAGGAGCAGAGGACCCCCUGCGUCACCCUGUGGGACCUGCACCAAGGAACGGUGAGCAAAAGGCUGAGGAGUGAGGCUGGAGUUUGCUGCGUAGCUAUCACAGACGACGCAGACAGAGUUGUCUUUGGGGUCUCAGGAAGCAACAGACUGAAGGUGUGGGACCCCUUCAAGAGCAACUACAGGAGCAUCUGUGGCUAUGGCAACCUGACCAUAGAAGACUCCAGUAAGCUGCACAUGACAGAGGGAGGAACCAGAGCCGUCCUGCUGUCAGGGCAGCUGAGCCUGUGGGACCUGGAGGCGUGCAGCGUCCUGUCUGUGCUCUCUCUGGAUGCACACGUCCGCUGUAUGACGCUGCUUCCCAGAUGCCAGGUUUCCGUCCUGCUCGGCCUCAGCCACAGCCCUGCCCUCAUCAGCGUCAGGUCGACAUCUAGGACAGCGACUCAAGUCUCUCGACACGGAGACCUGUUUGGAGAGUCCAGCAGCAGCGAGGAAGAGGAGGACGACUCAUGAACAUUCAGUGUUUUUUCAGCUCUUUCUUCGUAAUUAUUGUGUUGACGAAAAGGUCUUUUAAAGCUGAAGUAGCCGAGAUUGGAGCAAAUAUGAUUUAAAAAAAUAAGUUA